Synchiropus splendidus (mandarinfish) is the source of this 1856-nucleotide messenger RNA. RefSeq names its product alpha-(1,3)-fucosyltransferase 4-like. Gene Ontology annotation, cellular component: membrane. Gene Ontology annotation, molecular function: alpha-(1->3)-fucosyltransferase activity. The record is from RefSeq and is a predicted model, not a curated record. The transcript has a single exon. The coding region runs from base 1 to 1095 and encodes 364 amino acids. NCBI's taxonomy places the organism in Eukaryota, Metazoa, Chordata, Actinopteri, Syngnathiformes, Callionymidae.
AUGGGAGUGAGCAGAGCAGUGGGCCUCUCUGCUCCAGCCAACAGCAGAAGUUUCCUUCUGGGGAAAUGCUCCUUUCUGCGGCUGUUUAUCGUGGGCUUCUUACUCUUGGUGGCACUUGUUCCUCUCUACUUACCCGUACCGGAACCAUUUCCAUCUGUGGCCGCGAAGAAGAAGCCCGAGGUGACGCUCCUUAUAUGGACGCAUCCGUUUGGUAAGCGCCAAAAGCUGCCGGACUGUUUGACGCGUUUCCGUAUCGGUGGGUGCGCGCUCACGGACGACGAGGGCGCGUACCCGCGCGCCGACGCCGUCAUCCUCCAUCACCGGGAGAUUGGCACCGGAGCCAUUGACGUGCCUCCGGAACCGCGUCCGCGCGAGCAGAAGUGGAUCUGGCUGAACUACGAGUCGCCGUCGCACACGCCGGAGCUGAGUCGCUGGGAUGGAGUCUUUAAUAUGACCAUGAGCUACCGGACCGACUCGGAUAUUUACCUGCCGUACGGUUACCUGCUGCAGGUUCCGGGUGACGGCCUCGGGGCAGCGCCGCCAUCGCACCUGCGUAAGCCCCGCCUCCUGGCCUGGGUGGUCAGUAAUUGGUCAGAAUCUCAGGCGCGUGUGGCCUUUUAUGAUGAGCUCAGCAGGUUCGUCAGCGUGGACGUGUUCGGCCGUGCGGGUCGAACCAUACCAGGAGACAACGGAAGCUCCAGCGUGGUUGCACUGCUGACCCGCUACCAGUUCUACCUGUCUCUGGAAAACUCCCUGCACACGGAUUACAUCACGGAGAAGCUGUGGAACGCGGUUCGGGCUGGUGCCAUCCCGGUGGUUCUGGGUCCAUCCAGGCGGAACUACGAGCGGUUCCUUCCCGCCGAGGCUUUCAUCCACGUGGAUGACUUCCCCACGGUCCGAGAACUGGCUCGGUACCUGCUGACGGUGAGGCGCAACCCGGCCCUGCUUUUGCAGCACCUGAGCUGGAGGGGUCGCUACAGAGUCCACCAGCCCUCCUUCUGGGCCGAACACUACUGCGUCGCCUGCAGGGCGGUGAAACGAGCCAGAGGCCGAACCAGCGUGGUCCGCGACCUCAGCCGCUGGUUCAACUCAUGAUGUCAUAAAGCAAACUGUUACUACUUAAUCUCUAUUGCUAACUAAUAAAGAAUGAGAGGAUUUAUUAAACUUCCACUUCAACUGGUUGGAGUUUUAACUUAUACCACUUUUCAUGACUGAAACAAACUAAAGCAUGGUUUAACUGACUUGUAAAAUUAUUAUUUUUUAUUUCUUGCUGAAUAAGAUCUGUCAAUACAACGGUGGGGAAAAAAAACCAUGCCUCUCAUCACUCUGUCCUUCUGUCCUCUCACGUCAGUCUAACCAGGCAGAAGAAGCCAGCAUGGACGAGCGCGUGUGGCUGUGGGAUUCACUCCAUCACAAGCUGUGAUGUGGAUCAUUUGAAUUUACACCUCUUUGUGUUCUGCCCUGUUCCACAAUUAACACAUUAGCCCGUCAGAUGAGAUGUCACCUCAGGCGGAGGACGUUGUUGUUCCCCACGACGAGCCUGAGCAGCUGUUCAAACCGCUGAUGUCUAUCAGUUGUAAUGUUUUCAGACCACUUCGACGGACACUUGUCUCGUGGUUUCCACUUCAGGGGCUUUGCACAUGGUAUAGAAAACAAAGAAUUAAAGCUGCGUUAGGAUCCAAAUUGUGGCGGAGUGAGUGAGAUUUUGUAGCGUCCCACUAUAAUAGUUGAAUCUGAAGAGAUAGUACCGGCAUCUGUGGCAUUCAAACAAUGGCUGUGCCACACUAGAGUGAAAUACUCAAACACAACGAACCAGCGUUGCACCAAAGUAGCAUCACAGCUAACGACGAAUGUGG